AGCAUGUUUGUAUCCAGAAAGGAACCUUAUAUUGGCAAAUUUGUGUGCAUUGUUUCUUCAUUGUGUCUCAUUUUACAACAAAUAAAACUGAAAGCAGCAAAUGCCUAACCUACUAAAUGUUAAACUCCAAAAAUUACUUUCUUGUCCACAUUAACAUUUUUAAUUCUACAUGCUCUGCUGCCGCCUUGCUGCAUGUCGUCGGCCGUAUGUGUGCGUGUAUAUAUAAUUUAAUUUACCUUUUCUCCAGACCUGCAUACUAAACCCUCCAUCAUGAUGAUCAACUUUGGGCCAAAGGACCUUGUCAUUCUUGGUAAUCUAAUCAUGAAGAUCUACAAAACCCGGCCCAAGGUCCACAAGGUGCGCGUGCAGCGAAUGAAGUCCCGGAUUUCGGUUUUAGAAGAGCAGCUGCAGAUGGCAAAGGAUGUCGUGUCGGACUCGGUCCAUGUGCAGCAGACAGUGUGCCGGCUGGAGCAGGUUCUGGAGGAUGCUCUGAAUCUGAUGAUGAAGAUGGAGGAUCUGUCCUGGAUCGAGCGCUUUAUCAAAAACUCCUCCGUGGACGGCAACUUUGCAGAUCUAAACCAGCGCCUGAGUCAGGAGUCUCUGUCUCUCGUGCUCUCGCUCAACAUCAACACCCAAGUUGUGCAGCAGACCUUCAGUGAAGACAGGAGGAAGGCGGAGGAUGAGAAAGACCGAGCUGCAGAUAUGAAGUUCCUGGAGGAGAUGAAGGAAACUCUUCUCUUGGUGAAGGACAACGUAGAAGAGAUCAAAUGCAUUGUCAAGAAUACCAAUGACAUGAUGAAGGAUUUAAAAGCAGAACAAGACAAUCCUCCAGUGUCCUCUGAAGAGGACGCACCUCCCGCUCCCUUCAAAGCACAGGCUCCAGCUCCCAUCCAACAGGCCCCGCCCUACAUACCGGCUCCUCCCCAAGUAUACCAACAGGCCCCGGCUCUGAUCGUCCAGACUGUCCAAAUGGCUCAGCCAGGUUAUGUAACCCUGGUGCCUCAGCCAGUGCAGAUGGUACAACAGCAACAGACCCCGGGUAUGAUUUGUUCUGGAAACCUGGGUGGUGUCCCCACCAUGACCAUGUGUCAACACUGUAGAGAGCCAGUCCAAACCAGGGUGGUGUAUCACAGCGGAGUCUACGCCUGGCUGAUCUGUAUACUCUGCAUCGUGUUUGGGGCGGUAUGUGGCUGCUGUCUCAUCCCGUUUUUCAUGGAAAGCUGCAAGGACGCUCACCACUUCUGCACCAAAUGCAACGUUAAACUGGGUGUCCGCAGAAGGAUGUAGUGUUCACACACACACACACACACACACACACACACACACACACACACGUAACAAACCCCUAACCCUACACACCUCAUGUAACUAAUCAUCCAAUAAAAGAGUUGAAAGUAACAGGGCUUGGGUCUUGGCUUGUGUCAAACUCACUGAGGAGUUCCAACGCUAAGCAGAACACUGGGUGUACGUUUAACAGU
Micropterus salmoides (largemouth bass) is the source of this 1478-nucleotide messenger RNA. RefSeq lists its product as uncharacterized. The record is from RefSeq and is a predicted model, not a curated record. Gene Ontology annotation, molecular function: zinc ion binding. The coding region runs from base 271 to 1287 and encodes 338 amino acids. NCBI's taxonomy places the organism in Eukaryota, Metazoa, Chordata, Actinopteri, Centrarchiformes, Centrarchidae. The transcript is spliced from 5 exons. Gene Ontology annotation, biological process: cell surface receptor signaling pathway.